This is a messenger RNA of Alexandromys fortis (reed vole), 526 nucleotides long. RefSeq names its product apolipoprotein A2 (gene Apoa2). NCBI's taxonomy places the organism in Eukaryota, Metazoa, Chordata, Mammalia, Rodentia, Cricetidae. The record is from RefSeq and is a predicted model, not a curated record. Gene Ontology annotation, cellular component: extracellular region; spherical high-density lipoprotein particle; chylomicron. The transcript is spliced from 4 exons. Gene Ontology annotation, biological process: cholesterol metabolic process; low-density lipoprotein particle remodeling; lipoprotein metabolic process. Bases 92 to 397 code for a protein of 101 amino acids. Gene Ontology annotation, molecular function: high-density lipoprotein particle binding; cholesterol binding; phosphatidylcholine binding.
UAGCCCUGUCUCCAUUCAGGCGGGGGUAGAUGCCAAGGACAGCGACACUACAGCAGCACUGUUCCAAGGCUACGCUCCCACUGUCGCCAUCAUGAAGCUGCUUGCGAUGGUUGUUCUGCUCGUCACUGUCUGUAGCCUGGAAGGGGCUUUGGUUCGGAGACAGGCAGAGGAGCCGGGUCUGCAGAGCCUGUUCAGUCAGUAUUUUCAGACCAUGACUGACUAUGGCAAGGACUUGAUGGAGAAGGCCAAGAGCACGGAGAUCCAGACCCAAGCCAAGGCUUACUUUGAAAAGACACAUGAGCAGCUGACACCCCUGGUCAAGAAAGCCGGAGCAGAGCUGAUGAACUUCUUCAGCAACUUUAUGAACUUUGAGAAACCAGCUCCUGCUGCUAAGUGAGGUGUGGGGCACCCGUCUUCCUACCCCAGCUCCCCACUGCCCUAGAACCCUCUCCUGCCCGCUGGCCUACCCUAAAGCCCCCACCCUACCUUCUACCCGUGUUGUACAAUAAAUGCGGAAGGAAUCAAA